GACAAUCGAUUCUAUCCGUCCAACCUGUGUUCGUCGUCUCUGUGAGCGUUCCCUCCUGCUAAAGAAUGGUCUCAGGAAGAAUGAGUGGUCAUUCGAGUAGAACCAUUUACGUUGGCAACCUCCCUGGAGAUAUUCGUGAGAGAGAAAUAGAAGAUCUUUUUUAUAAGUAUGGGCCUAUUGUUGAUAUUGACUUGAAGAUCCCGCCAAGGCCACCAGGUUAUGCCUUUGUUGAGUUUGAAGAUUCUCGAGAUGCUGAAGAUGCCAUUCGUAGUCGUGACGGGUAUAACUUUGAUGGGCAUCGGUUAAGGGUAGAACUGGCACAUGGUGGGCGUGGCCAUUCUUCAACAAUAGAUCGUCGUAGUAGUCAUGGCAGCGGUGGCAGCCGUGGAGGAGUCUCUAGGCGUUCUGAAUACCGUGUGUUAGUCACAGGUUUACCUUCUUCUGCUUCAUGGCAAGACUUAAAGGAUCACAUGCGUCGAGCUGGGGACGUUUGCUUCUCUCAAGUGUUCCGUGAUGGUGGUGGUACGACUGGGAUUGUGGAUUACACAAACUAUGAAGACAUGAAAUAUGCUAUUAGGAAGCUAGAUGACUCUGAGUUUCGGAAUGCAUUUUCCCGUGCAUAUAUACGAGUGAAGGAGUACGACUCAAGGCGGAGCUUAUCUAGGAGCCAUAGUCGUAGCCGGUCCCACUCAAGAACUAAAAGUAAAAGCCCUAGUCGCAGUCGCAGUUAUAGCAGAAGCCGGAGCCAAAGUAAAUCCCCAAAGGCCAAGUCUUCUCGUCGUUCUUUGUCUAGAUCUCGAUCAAGGUCUGUUUCUUCUCGCUCCCAUUCAGGGUCAAGACCACGCUCUUUGUCAAGAUCUCCAUCAAGAUCGAAAUCUCCAUUACCCUCUCCUCGUAGCAAACGUGUGAGCAAAAGCCCAAAGAAGCAGAAGAGCCUUAGUCAUAGCCGGAGCCCAAGCAAGAGUCGUAGCCGCAGCUUAUCUCGGUCUCGAUCUCCAUCUGCAUAGUCAUUUCUCUGUAAGAUCUGGCUGCAGAUGAUCUGACAACUCAUGGUCUUCUAGUGAGGUUGGUGUUUGCUACUAUGCUGGAUAAAACAUUCUUGAUAAACUAAACAAUGGAAGAGUUGUACUGGGACAAAUUUAGAUGUUGGAAUUAAACAGUGAUUUAUUAUGCUUCUCCUAUGAUACUAAAAAGAUAAAAAUGCAUGUCCUAUUAAAACAAUGACUUGAAAUUUUGUUGGUUUGGACCUUAGAACUCUUGCUUUGUUUC
Molecule: messenger RNA, 1269 nt
Organism: Nelumbo nucifera (sacred lotus)
Lineage: Eukaryota; Viridiplantae; Streptophyta; Magnoliopsida; Proteales; Nelumbonaceae
Product: serine/arginine-rich splicing factor SR30-like
Cellular component (GO): cytoplasm; nucleus
Molecular function (GO): mRNA binding
Source: RefSeq, a predicted model, not a curated record